GAAGACCUCUCCAAAAACAAAUACAUUUGCCAUUCUUCUUCUUCGUUCUUUUCUUUCUUGCUUUGUUCUGUGCUUUUGUCACUGUCCAUCAAUCGAUCAGUCACUUUUGUUUUGUUCUUCCUUGGUUCACUUUGAGCAACAGCGCAAACAAUGAUUGAUCUCGGGACGGUGAUGGCCGUGCUCGCUGUCCUUGCGCUCGUCGCGCUGAUCGUUCUCAUCGCCGCACUCUGGUACACAUCGCCAGUGCUCCAUCCUCGAUCUGGCACCGAGCUGUCGUUUGUCAACCCGGCGUCGGGCGGCAGGCAAGACUUCCCCUCGCUGCUGCGCGAUCCCGCCACUGUGGACUUGUCCCUGAUCGUCCCUGCGUACAACGAGGAGAAGCGCAUCGAUCUCAUGCUCGAAGACGCGCUCGGCGUGCUCGAGAAGCGACCGGCCCCGUUCAAGUACGAAGUCAUCCUCGUCGACGACGGCAGCAAGGACGGCACCACUGCCAAGGGACUCGACUAUGUCCGCAAGUACGGCUCUGACAAGAUCCGAGUCCUCACGUUUACUCGCAACCGCGGCAAAGGAGGCGCAAUUCGAAUGGGCAUGCUGAGCGCUCGGGGCAAGUACUUGCUCUUCGCCGACGCCGACGGAGCAACUUCGUUCAAGGACGUCGUUCGGCUCGAAGACGCGCUCAAGCAGCACGAGGCCAAGAACGAGCACGCUAUGGCCAUCGGAUCGCGCGCUCACAUGCAAGACGAUGCUGUUGCAAACCGCACCCUUCUCCGCAACAUUUUGAUGUACGGCUUCCACAUUCUGGUGUUCUUGGUGGGCAUUCGAGGCAUUCGCGACACACAAUGCGGUUUCAAAAUGUUCACCCGCCCUGCCGCCCGAGUUCUCUUUCCAGCAAUGCACGUCGAGAGAUGGUGCUUUGACAUUGAGCUGCUCUUCCUUGCAUUGCGCCUCGGAUACCCGGUGGCCGAAACUGCCGUCAACUGGCAAGAGAUUGACGGCUCCAAGCUCGACCCCAUUUGGAGCUCGGUGCAGAUGUUCAAGGACAUUCUGUUGAUCCGCCUCUACUAUCUUUUUGGCAUCUGGCAGCUGCCACGGUCCAUGGACGCCAAGAAGGUCAAGUAAGAGGAUUUUGCUCAAGCUUUUUUUUAUUAAUUUCUCAUGUGUUGUGCGUACGCGGGUCUGUGUCUCUGUGUCUGUGUUUUUUUUCUUGAAAUUACAGCCGUGCCUGAUACAAUCACUUAACAGCAUUUGCA
Molecule: messenger RNA, 1250 nt
Organism: Capsaspora owczarzaki ATCC 30864
Lineage: Eukaryota; Filasterea; Ministeriida; Capsasporidae
Exons: 4
Coding region: 151-1119 (322 amino acids)
Cellular component (GO): endoplasmic reticulum membrane
Source: RefSeq, a predicted model, not a curated record